AUGCUGCUGGUGCACUUGGGCACCAAUCGUGUCUGCUCUGUGGACAUCUGCUCGUCGUCUCCUGGUGUAGAAGGCUGCUGCACGCCCUUUCCGGUUUUCUCCCUGCUCUAUGACAUGGCAGAACUCCUCCUCGGGGAGUCGAAGCUGGAGCAGUACCUGAAGGAACACCCCCUGAGGCAGGGGACCAGCCCCCGAGGCCCCAGGCCCCAGCUGACCGAGGUCCGAAAGCAUCUGACUGCCGCCCUGGACCGAGGGAACCUCAAGUCAGAAUUCCUACAAGAAUCCAAUGUGAUCAUGGCCAAGCUGAAUUAUGUGGAAGGAGAUUAUAAAGAAGCACUCAACAUCUAUGCCCGGGUGGGCCUCGAUGAUCUGCCGCUGACAGCCAUCCCCCCUUACAGGCUGCGGAUGAUUGCGGAGGCCUACGCCACCAAAGGACUUUGUUUAGAGAAGUUGCCUAUUUCCUCUUCUACCAGUAACCUCCACGUGGACCGGGAACAGGAUGUCAUCACCUGCUAUGAGAAGGCGGGGGACAUUGCACUACUGUAUCUCCAGGAGAUAGAAAGGGUCAUACUUACUAAUAUUCAAAACAGAAGCCCUAAGCCUGGCCCUGCUCCCCACGAUCAAGAACUAGGUUUUUUCCUAGAAACAGGACUUCAGAGAGCCCAUGUCCUCUAUUUCAAAAAUGGGAACUUGACAAGGGGAGUUGGGAGAUUUAGAGAGAUCCUCAGAGCAGUGGAAACAAGGACUACUCAAAACCUGCGAAUGACAAUAGCCAGGCAGUUGGCAGAAAUCUUACUGCGGGGUAUGUGUGAACAGAGCUACUGGAACCCCCUGGAGGACCCACCCUGCCAGUCACCCCUGGAUGACCCACUCCGGAAAGGAGCAAACACGAAAACCUACAGCCUCACUCGGAAAGCUCGAGUCUACUCAGGAGAGAACAUUUUUUGUCCUCAAGAAAAUACAGAGGAAGCCCUGUUGUUAUUGCUGAUCAGUGAAUCGAUGGCCAACCGGGACGCUGUGCUGAGCAGGAUCCCCGAGCACAGGAGCGACCGCCUCAUCAGCCUGCAGAGCGCCUCGGUGGUCUAUGACUUGCUGACCAUCGCUCUGGGGAGAAGAGGCCAAUAUGAGAUGCUGUCCGAGUGUUUAGAAAGAGCCAUGAAGUUUGCCUUUGAGGAGUUCCACCUCUGGUACCAGUUUGCCCUGUCGCUGAUGGCUGCUGGAAAGUCUGCACGUGCUGUGAAGGUAUUGAAAGAAUGUAUCCGUCUGAAGCCUGAUGAUGCCACCAUCCCACUCCUCGCCGCCAAGCUGUGCAUGGGCUCCCUUCACUGGUUGGAAGAGGCUGAAAAGUUUGCCAAAACUGUUGUUGACGUGGGAGAAAAAACAUCCGAGUUCAAGGCCAAAGGCUACUUAGCUCUGGGGCUCACAUACAGUCUUCAGGCCACUGAUGCUUCUCUGCGAGGGAUGCAGGAGGUCCUGCAGAGAAAGGCGCUUCUUGCGUUUCAGAGGGCCCACAACCUGUCACCUACAGAUCACCAAGCAGCUUUCUACCUGGCUUUGCAACUCGCCAUCUCCAGACAGAUUCCAGAGGCUCUUGGGUACGUCCGCCAAGCUCUUCAACUUCAAGGUGAUGAUGCCAACUCCUUGCACCUCCUUGCUCUUCUGCUGUCAGCACAGAAACACCAUCAGGAUGCCCUGAAUAUCAUUGACAUGGCGCUCAGUGAAUACCCAGAAAACUUCAUACUGCUGUUUUCCAAAGUGAAGUUGGAAUCGCUGUGCCGGGGCCCAGAUGAGGCGCUCCUCACCUGUAAGCACAUGUUACAGAUCUGGAAAUCCUGCUACAAUCUAACCAACCCCAGUGACUCUGGACGCGGCAGCAGCCUCUUAGAUAGAACCAUUGCUGACAGACGACAGCUUAAUACAAUUACUCUGCCAGACUUCAGCGAUCCCGAGACAGGCUCUAUCCACGCCACAUCAGUAGCAGCCUCGAGAGUGGAGCAGGCGCUGUCGGAAGUGGCCUCAUCUCUGCAGAGCAGCGCCCCCAAGCAGGGGCCUCUACACCCUUGGAUGACGCUGGCCCAGAUCUGGCUCCAUGCAGCUGAAGUCUACAUCGGCAUCGGGAAGCCCGCCGAAGCCACAGCUUGUACCCAGGAAGCGGCCAACCUCUUCCCCAUGUCCCACAACGUCCUGUACAUGCGUGGCCAGGUUGCUGAGCUGCGAGGAAACCUUGACGAAGCCCGGCGGUGGUAUGAAGAAGCCUUAUCCAUCAGCCCCACCCACGUGAAAAGCAUGCAGCGACUGGCUCUGAUCCUUCACCAGCUGGGUCGCUACAGCCUAGCAGAGAAGAUCCUUCGGGAUGCCGUUCAGGUGAACUCGACAGCCCACGAGGUGUGGAACGGGCUGGGCGAGGUCCUCCAAACCCAGGGUAACGAUACGGCAGCCACCGAAUGCUUCCUGACUGCCCUGGAGCUGGAGGCCAGCAGCCCAGCUGUGCCCUUCACCAUCAUCCCCAGGGUGCUCUGA
Chrysochloris asiatica (Cape golden mole) is the source of this 2520-nucleotide messenger RNA. RefSeq names its product tetratricopeptide repeat domain 7B (gene TTC7B). Gene Ontology annotation, molecular function: protein binding. Gene Ontology annotation, cellular component: plasma membrane. The coding region runs from base 1 to 2520 and encodes 839 amino acids. Gene Ontology annotation, biological process: phosphatidylinositol phosphate biosynthetic process; protein localization to plasma membrane. The record is from RefSeq and is a predicted model, not a curated record. Lineage: Eukaryota; Metazoa; Chordata; Mammalia; Afrosoricida; Chrysochloridae. The transcript has 20 exons.